AUGGCCAAGAAACAGCCAAAUUUUCUGAUCAUUGUUGCGGAUGAUCUAGGUUUUAGUGAUACUUCCCCUUAUGGAGGUGAGAUCGACACACCAAAUCUACAAAGGUUGGCGGACGAGGGAAUACGCAUGACUGGUUUUCACACAGCCGCAUCAUGUUCUCCUACCAGGGCUAUGUUACUAUCGGGGACAGAUUCCCAUAUCUCUGGAUUGGGGGUUAUGGCUGAAAAGAUAAAAAAGGUACCUGAUAUCUUUAAAGAUAAACCUGGGUAUGAGGGAUACUUGAAUUAUCGCGUAGCUGCGCUUGGAGAGAUCCUUCAAGAUGCAGGAUACUUUACCCUCAUGAGUGGUAAAUGGCACCUAGGUUUGAGAAAGGAACUUGCACCUCACGCAAGGGGUUUCACGAAAGUACUUUCUACUCUACCAGGGGCUGGAAAUCAUUUCAAUCAUGAACCGCAAUUAUACGAUCUCAAGGAAAAGCCAUCGGCAAUCUUCAAGGGCGACGGAAUAUGGAUGAAACACGGGGACUUUAUCAACGGGAGCGCGGAUCUUCCGAAGGACUUCUACUCAUCCAACACGUUCACUGAUUACUUCUUAGAUUUCCUAAGGGAAAGGACGCCAAAAGAGAAGACACAGCCAUUCUUUGGAUAUCUUCCUUUUACGGCUCCUCACUGGCCACUCCAAGUUCCUCAGGAGAUAAUCAAAAAGUAUCAUGGCAUGUAUGAUGACGGCCCUGUCGCCCUACGGGAUCGAAGACUUCGAAACUUGAUCGAAAAGGGGCUGGUACCUCCUGACGUUGAGCCUGCGCCUUUACACAUGUUAAAGACCAAGCCAUGGGAAGAACUAUCAGAAGAAGAGAAACGCGUAUCUUCUCGAGCAAUGGAAGUAUAUGCUGCGAUGGUCGAUCUUAUUGAUGUGAAUAUUGGCCGUGUACGGUCCUAUCUAGAAGAAACGGGUGAACUUGACAACACCUUCAUCGUCUUCAUGUCGGAUAACGGUGCUGAAGGGCAAUUACUCGAGGCUUUGCCAAUUCUAGCUGGUUACACGGUAGAGGAUAUUGUGAAGAAAUAUUACGAUAACUCGCUGGACAAUAUCGGCAACUAUAACUCAUUUGUAUGGUACGGACCACAAUGGGCUGGUGCUGCGACGGCUCCCGCGCGUGGGGCGAAAUCACACUCGACAGAGGGCGGGAUUCAUUGUCCAUGCAUUGUGCGGUAUCCUCCAGCAUUGAGGCAGAGCGGCCUUGUAACUGGCGCUUUCACGACAGUCAUGGAUAUAGUCCCGACAGUCUUAGACCUUGCUGGCCUGAAGCACCCAAGCCCUACCUUUCGUGGGCGUGAAGUCGUGCCAGUUCGGGGAAAAUCUUGGAGGCCUAUUUUAGAGAACCCCAAAAAUGAUAGCAUUCGUAUAUACAACGACACGGAUAUAGUCGGAUGGGAGCAACUUGGGAUCGCGGCAGUAAGAGUGGGUGAUUGGAAAGCACUAUUCCUCCCACCUCCCAAGGGUCCCGGCAGAUGGGAGCUCUAUGACUUGUCUAGGGACAUUGGCGAAAUCCAUGAUUUAGCAAAGAGCCACCCAGAGAAGCUAAGGGAGAUGCUCGAGCAUUAUGAGACGUAUUUCCAAGAGACUGGCAUGUUCGAUUCGUACACCAUAUACCACGAGGCAUUGAAACAGAAGAAAGCCGAGAAAAAGGUGACCCGCAACGACAAAUAUAUAUCAUACAUUUCAACUCUUCGCCAAACAUUGACGUUUGUACAUGAAAAUUUUCUAGAUCUUAUCAAAGGGAACUGGGGCUGGAAAUACCUAGAGGAAGAUUCCGCAGAAAGGAACGAUACUUGA
This is a messenger RNA of Hypoxylon trugodes, 1836 nucleotides long. RefSeq names its product putative arylsulfatase. Bases 1 to 1836 code for a protein of 611 amino acids. Lineage: Eukaryota; Fungi; Ascomycota; Sordariomycetes; Xylariales; Hypoxylaceae. The record is from RefSeq and is a predicted model, not a curated record. The transcript is spliced from 3 exons. Gene Ontology annotation, molecular function: arylsulfatase activity.